GUCCGAUUCUCAUUUUCUCCCUUCACUUUUAUUCUAUUUAUGAUCACCAUCUCUUCCACUCCACAUGCCUCUCUCUCUCUCUCUCUCUCUCUCUCUCUCAAUCUCUCUCUCUCUAACCACUCCUCCUCUCCAUCCCACUUGCACCCACACGCAAAAGCAAUGCCUCUCUAAAUCGAUUUCUCGUUUUUAUUUAUUCUCUCCCAUCUCCAUUUCACAAUUUAUUCCUGCGGGAAACACUCUCUCCCCAAAAUUCUCUCUCUAUGUGUUAGAAAAGCCCAGAUUAUCCGGGAAAGCGGAGGCCCUUUUGAGCUCAGUGCGCAAAGAUACCGAAAGGUUGAGCUUUUCCGUUUGAAUAUUCCGAUAAAAAGUUGGGAUUUAAAAAAAAAAAGAAGAAGAAAGAUUUUAUUUAAUAUUCGAAUGGCGGGAAAUCUCGAAAAAUGGAAGGCGUUUGCACCCUUUUUCACGGUUGUGUGGAGCUUUUUGAUGGCUGCGAUAUUUGUCUCUGCUGAGAGGAACUUAAAGCAAGAGACCCUCUCUCGAAAUGCGGCCGCGGAUUCGUCUCGUGAUUCGGAUUUGUUAUCGGCCGUUGCGAAUUUCUUGUGGCAGGAAGACAAAUCCGGCUACCAGCACGUUUGGCCGGAUCUGGAAUUCAACUGGCAGAUCGUUGUUGGCAGCGUGAUUGGAUUCCUUGGUGCGGCCUUUGGGAGUGUGGGUGGUGUCGGUGGUGGUGGCAUAUUCGUACCCAUGCUUACUCUAAUCAUUGGGUUCGAUGCAAAAUCAGCAACCGCAAUCUCAAAAUGUAUGAUCAUGGGGGCUGCCGCCUCAACUGUUUACUACAACCUUAAGCUCAAACAUCCCACCAUCGACAUGCCCAUUAUUGAUUAUGAUUUGGCUGUUCUCAUCCAACCGAUGCUCAUGCUAGGGAUUAGUAUUGGAGUUGCUUUCAAUGUCGUAUUUGCUGACUGGAUGGUUACUGUGCUUCUAAUAAUUCUCUUUAUAGGUACAUCAACUAAGGCCUUCUUUAAGGGACUAGAAACAUGGAAGAAAGAAACGAUCAUGAAAAAGGAGGCUGUAAGGCGAUCGGAGACAAAUGGCAAUGGCCAAGAAGCAGAUUACAAGCUUCUUCCAGCUGGGCCCAGCGCUGAGGCCAAACCCUUCGAAGAACCAUCGGUCGGAAUCAUUGAAAAUGUAUGUUGGAAGGAAUGCGGGCUUCUUUUUUUCGUGUGGUUCGCGUUUCUUGCCCUCCAGAUCAUCAAGACGAAUACACAAACUUGCUCGGCAAUAUAUUGGGUGGUGAACUUAAUGCAGGUUCCUGUAGCUUUAGGUGUGUCGGGUUAUCAAGGGUUUUGCCUGUACAAGGGCUACCGGAAACUUGGUUCCAAGGGAGAUGAUGGUACUAACAUCAAAAUUCACCAACUCGCCAUUUAUGGCCUUUUUGGCGUCCUUGCUGGUCUAGUCGGGGGCCUUCUAGGUCUUGGAGGUGGAUUCAUCAUGGGUCCUCUGUUUCUUGAACUUGGCAUUCCUCCUCAGGUUUCAAGUGCCACCGCGACCUUCGCCAUGAUGUUCUCCUCGUCUAUGUCUGUCGUUGAAUACUACCUUCUAAAGCGAUUCCCCGUUCCUUACGCUCUCUACUUCAUCGCUGUUGCAACUGUGGCCGCCUUGAUCGGCCAGCACGUCGUGAGAAGGCUGAUCGUCGUGCUCGGGAGGGCUUCCAUCAUCAUCUUCAUUCUCGCAUCAACAAUCUUCAUCAGCGCGAUAUCGUUAGGCGGAGUAGGCAUCUCGAACAUGAUCUGGAAGAUCCACCGGAACGAGUACAUGGGCUUCGAGAACCUCUGCAAGUACGACGCGUGAUGCGGGCCGGGCCCCUCUAGACGGUCUUGGCGACGACGAUCGUCGAUCGCCCUCGGAUGGAAGAAGAGAAAGGUGGGGUUCUUCUCAACUUAAGACAUAGAUUCUUUUGUUGUAUCAUCCAUUUAGAUUUGAAUUGCAAUCAAUUUUUCAUGUGUAAGAAGAAUGUGUUGAUUAUGGUGGAGCAUGUGUUUGUGGUCCAGAUUAAAUAUUUAGGACACAAUUGUCGCAAAUUCAGUUUUUUGUCUUAUUUUCUGCUGUGAUGUACUCGAAUUGUAAUGGAAUAGUUCAUAGUUUUUUUUUUUUUUGAAAAAAAAAAAUCCAAGGGAAAUGGUUCAUUUAUUGCUUCAAAA
Salvia miltiorrhiza (redroot sage) is the source of this 2201-nucleotide messenger RNA. Its product is annotated as sulfite exporter TauE/SafE family protein 3. Gene Ontology annotation, cellular component: Cul4A-RING E3 ubiquitin ligase complex; membrane. NCBI's taxonomy places the organism in Eukaryota, Viridiplantae, Streptophyta, Magnoliopsida, Lamiales, Lamiaceae. Bases 418 to 1851 code for a protein of 477 amino acids. Gene Ontology annotation, biological process: protein ubiquitination. The transcript has 12 exons. The record is from RefSeq and is a predicted model, not a curated record.